AAUUUUAAUGAGCAAUAAUUUAUUCAAUGUUCUCAAUUUUUCGGACACAGAAGAAGUCCCAGAAUAAUAAUAAUAAUAAAAAAAGUCUAAGAAGAAUAAUAACAAUAAGGAAUAGAUAAUUCCAGUUGAGUAAGUUCAAAAAGAGAAUACAAAACAUGAAAAUCCAACCCCUAAGCAAAAAGGUGUUCCUGUAGAGCCACAUCCAAAGGAUAGAUAGUCUGGAACAGGAAGAGGCAAAGAAUAAAGAAAAGAAGGUGGUGGCAGAAAUAAUUGGGGAAAUUAUAAAGAUGACCUUAAAGAAGAGAAAUAUAUUGCAAAGGAGAAAAAAACUUAGGAUACCCCACAAGAAGAAUAAAAUGAAUAAACAACAUAAACAGUUUAAUAAGUUUAACCACUACCUGCCCCUGAAAAGACACUUGCUGAUUAUUAUCAACAAAGAGGAGCUGUAUUAUUAUUAAUAAUAUUAAGAAUGUUGAAGAUGUAUUAAAACAAACUGAAACUAAACCUUAAGUAGUGAAACCAAUUGAUGAAGAAGCUUUGAAAAAGGAAAAAUUAUUUGUUAUGAAAACAAGAGAAGAUGAAAAAAAACAAUAAGAGUAAAAACAGAAAAAAACAAGAUAAUAAUAAAAUUAUAGAAGUGAAUUGAAUACUUAGGCUGCUGAAUAUUUAGGUUUUAAAAAUUAGGUAUAAGAACCUGAAAGAAAAAAUGAAAGAAGAGGAGAAAGAAGAUAAUAAGAUAAAUAAGAGACAGUUUAAGAAUAAUAAGAAUAAGAUACAUAAGCUUAGGAAUAAGAUUUAAAGGAAGAAAGAUAAAAUAGAGGAGAUAGAUAAGAAAGAUAAAAUAGAGGAGAUAGAUAAGAAAGAGGAGAUAGAUAAGAUAGAUAAGAAAGAGGAGAUAGAUAAGAUAAAUAAGAAAGAGGAGAUAGAUAAGAUAGAUAAGAAAGAGGUGAUAGAUAAGAUAGAUAAGAUAGAGGGCCUAGAGAAAAUAGAGGAUAUAAAGGAAAUAGAUAAGAUAGACCAUAAAAUGAUAGAUAAAAUAGAGAUAACAAUACAAGAGAUUAAAGAAGAGGAGAUAAAUAUAGAAAGGGAGAUGAUAGAUAAGAAAAGAAACCUUAAUAAAAAUAAUAAGUAAUAAUAUCUAAUAAAUUAUUUUAGGAAUAAGGAUUUCAAUUGGAUGAGAAAGAUUUCCCUUCUUUAUGAG
This is a messenger RNA of Paramecium sonneborni, 1201 nucleotides long. The record is from the annotation of a GenBank genome assembly. NCBI's taxonomy places the organism in Eukaryota, Ciliophora, Oligohymenophorea, Peniculida, Parameciidae.